AUGGCCUUCAGCUUCGGCUUCUCCGGGGACGACAUCGAUAUCGAUGAUACAGAACUUAAUAAUGAGACUCCGGAUGUUGCUGUUCCGCAAGGGAAGACCAACUUCCUCCCAGAGCUGGUAAAAGCCAAUAAGCAUGAUAUGGAUGAAUGGCUGUCAAUACUCCCAUCACAAAUAUCUUUCAACACAUUGGCAAUCGGUGAUACACCUAUUACCAUUUCCCGCCGGGAGAUAUUCGACAUCCGAACUCAAUUGAUGGCCGAAGACAGCGAGGGCCACGACAACGAAGAGCUUAUCGCCGGCUUGGAAGAAGGCGAUCUGAAACCCAAUUUCUACGAGGGUGGUUUCAAAACCUGGGAAUGUGCCCUCGACCUGGCCAAGCUGGUCACCGGCGAGACUUCCGUCGACGCGCAAACAGACGUUCACAUCAUCGAGCUGGGCGCAGGAACUGCAGUCCCAUCACUGGCUCUGUUCGCUCACGCCCUUAGCCAGACUGAGUCGACGCAACGCAAGACUCGUUUCACAUUUGCAGACUACAAUGAAUCCGUCCUGCGCCUCGUCACGCUUCCGAAUCUCAUUCUGACGUGGCAGAAUAGCCAGUCACAGACUGCUACAUCGGUUGUGGGCGGGGAAGUUCCUCCGGCCCAGGAUGAGGAAUUGGAUAUUACGCCCGAAUUGCUAGAUGCUUUCAAGUCGGACCUGGUGCGACGAGGGAUCUCCCUUGAAUUCAUCUCUGGCGCUUGGUCUCCUGAGUUCGUCGAUUUUGCCUUCUGUUCUCGUGGCAGUGAAGAAUGUCAGACUCUGGUUCUUGCGAGUGAGACGAUCUACUCGCCUUCCUCGCUCGUUGCAUUCUCAGAAACGCUUUUGGCAUUGCUGCGCCACUCUAGCACUGCCUCGAGGAAAUCGAGGGCUCUCGUGGCUGCGAAGAAGGUCUAUUUUGGCGUUGGUGGUGGCGUGGAUGAGUUCCUUUCUGUGCUGAAGAAUGUGUGUGCUGAUGAGUUGGAGGUUCAGCAGAAGGUGGAUGUACAGUUUGAAGGUGUCGGUCGGGUCGUGCUGGAGAUUACACCGACUGCCAAUGCUGUGAAAUAG
Molecule: messenger RNA, 1086 nt
Organism: Penicillium argentinense
Lineage: Eukaryota; Fungi; Ascomycota; Eurotiomycetes; Eurotiales; Aspergillaceae
Product: protein-histidine N-methyltransferase
Exons: 3
Coding region: 1-1086 (361 amino acids)
Biological process (GO): peptidyl-histidine methylation, to form tele-methylhistidine
Molecular function (GO): protein-L-histidine N-tele-methyltransferase activity
Source: RefSeq, a predicted model, not a curated record